Messenger RNA from Daldinia childiae, 813 nucleotides. RefSeq names its product putative bZIP transcription factor. NCBI's taxonomy places the organism in Eukaryota, Fungi, Ascomycota, Sordariomycetes, Xylariales, Hypoxylaceae. The coding region runs from base 1 to 813 and encodes 270 amino acids. The record is from RefSeq and is a predicted model, not a curated record. The transcript has a single exon.
AUGUCGGGUUCAAGCCUGUCUUCGUCGAGCCCCACGGGCAUGGGCGACCCUCUCGAGCUUUUCGACUUUCACGAGUACGACGCAAACCAAUACCAAUCUGCUUCGACCUUAACUUCUCCAGGAGCUACCAAAGCCCAAUUCACCAUAAAUUCAGCGACAGUAACAACACCAAGCACCCUGCCAACCACGCAGACAUUAUCGGGUCCUAGUCACCAGUACGAUCAGUACAAGCAACAGACACCUUUUGUUCCCGGAGCCCUCUCCAGUACGAUCGCCAUCAAUAAUAGUAGCCAACUCUCCGGUUAUGCUAUAGACUACAUGCCUUCAGAGAUCAGCUCACACGAAGACACAUUCGACUUCAACACUGUACCGUCGCGAAAUAUGAGCACCACUGAUAUGGAUCUCGAUUUCGAACCCCAGGCCGAUGCCUCGUUUUUCUUCUCAGAUACGACUAUUGACCCUAACGCAAUUGGAGGAGAGUCUCAAGCAAUGAUGUCGCCAACUGUUCCAAGCCAGACGAGCAAUGUCGGAAGGAUGUAUCCUGGUAUGCAUCAGCAGGCUGCAUUAGCAAAGGCGCAAGCACAGCAGAGGCAGCAGCAGCAUCUUAUCCAACAGAGACAGAAUCAACAAGUAAAGCAUCAUAGACCAAAGCCUCCUUUGCCAAAGACUCCUAUGCCUUCGGAUCCGAUUGUAGAACAGAAGAUAACUCAGCUUCUUAAUUCCAUGAGGUCGAAAGCUGGUGCUAGCCCUGGCGAUUCAAGCGAUAACUCUACUCUCUCUCCAAUUGCCGAGGCCCAAAAAAGAAGAAGAUGA